AUGUUUUCUAACAAAUUAAGUGAAGGAUUCAGUCCUGAGUUAUCCACGAGUAGUCUUAUAACCUGCUCUGAGCACUAUAAUGGGAACAGUUUACUAGACAACUUCUCCCCCCAGGUAUACUAUACAGGGUGUCCCACUAAACAAGACAGUUUACUAGACAACUUCUCCCCCUGGGUAUACUAUACAGGGUGUCCCACUAAACAUGACAGUUUACUGGACAACUUCUCCCCCCAAGUAUACUAUGCAGGGUGUCCCACUAAACAUGACAGUUUACUAGACAACUUCUCCCCCCAGUCACCCAACAGUCCUGAAACCCCGGAAUGGUCUCUUAUUGCCAAUGGAGAUUCAUUUCAUAAGGAUAUAAAGAGAGGACGAGGGGACAGCCUGGAUACCUCUAGCAUAUCCAACCAGGACAAUAGAGUUAUCAUCACUAUAGGACAGAAUGAGGUUGCAACUGGUUUAAGUAGUCCUGGUACUAGUUCUGGUACUAUGACACCCCCUCAACCCUCCCAUACACCUCGAACCCAGGAGGCACGAUCUCCGGUUGAGCAGUCUCCUCCUCCCCUCCAACCCCCGUCUCCUCUUAGUAGUGAAGAAGAGAGUGAUCUAGAUAGUCUUCAUUCAUAUCAUCCACCAGUCAGAACUGUUGAUAUCCCGAGUGCUUAUCGUCUGGCGAAAAGAUUAUAUAACUUGGAAGGAUUCAGAAAAGGAGAUGUAUCCCGGCACUUGAGUAAAAAUAAUGAUUUCAGUAAAGCUGUCGCAGAUGAAUAUUGCAAGUCCUUUGAAUUUGCUGGUUUAAGCUUAGACGAGGCUUUGCGUACAUUCCUCUCCAGGUUCAGCCUUAUAGGAGAAACACAGGAACGAGAGAGAGUUCUUCUUCACUUCAGCAAGCGUUAUUUAGAGUCAAACUUUAAUCUUAGAGGACACUCUUUUCAAUCCCAUGAUGCUGUACAUACACUGACCUGUGCUAUAAUGCUGUUGAACACGGAUCUACAUAACACAAAUCUACAAUUAAGAAAAAUGUCCCCAAAGGAGUUUGUAGAGAACUUAGCUGAUCUCAACGACGGACAUAAUUUCCCUCCUGAUCUUCUCUUCAAUAUAUAUACAUCAAUUAAACGGGAACCUAUACAGUGGGUUCAGGAGGAGGAUGAAGAUGAAGAAGAUAUUUAUGAACCUGAACCUGAACGUCCUGAAUCCUCGGACAGGUCCCGCCCUCUGGACCGGCCACGCCCCUCACCUGUACUCCUGGCCAACUCUGUAAACCUGGGCGGGCAGCAGGUGGGCGGAGUCAAUCCCUUCCUCAACCUGCCAGACGAGGACAGUGUUGACUACAAGAGAGGUUUUGUCAUCAGGAAGUGUUGUGUUGAUGCUAACGGGAAGAAAACUAAGCUAGGAAAACGAGGAUGGAAAAUGUUCUAUUUAACUCUCAGAGAUCUUGUUCUUUUCUGUUUCAAGGAUGAACAAUCUGCUGGAAGUUAUGGAGCCUUUGAUAAUCCUAACAUUGCAAUCCGUAUUCAUCAUGCCAUUGCUUAUAGAGCUACAGAUUACAG
Eurytemora carolleeae is the source of this 1550-nucleotide messenger RNA. RefSeq names its product PH and SEC7 domain-containing protein 1 (gene Efa6). Gene Ontology annotation, molecular function: phospholipid binding; guanyl-nucleotide exchange factor activity; protein binding. Gene Ontology annotation, biological process: regulation of ARF protein signal transduction. The record is from RefSeq and is a predicted model, not a curated record. NCBI's taxonomy places the organism in Eukaryota, Metazoa, Arthropoda, Copepoda, Calanoida, Temoridae.